AUGUCUCCCGAUACUUUGGAAUUGAUCUUUAGUUACUUAGAGGCAAAAUAUAGAAUGGUGAUGGAAUUGGUUUGUCUUGAUCUUAGGCUUGCCUGUCUAUCAGUGGAGAGUAGAGAGUUUUUCGCAAUUUUCAAUCAAUUAAAUGAUGAAACACUUGUUUGUAAACCUCUGAGAGAAGGAGCAGUAGAUGACGAGGAAAUUGAGGUAUUCGAGAGAAGAAUGCCUGGUUUUAAGGUUGACUUUUAUACAAGAGAAUUAUUGAAAACAACAAAUGGAAGAAUUGAUUGGAAUGAUUCCUUGUUUCACCCUGUAAAUAUGAUAGCUCCUAUUCAGGAAUGGACUAAAGAUUUUGGAUACUUGUAUUAUAAGGACAAGGCUCCAAUAUUGGAAUUACUACAAUUAUCAGAUUUUAAUUUUGUUCAUGAUUGUUUGGUUUGUAUUGGAUCAACAUCUCAAAAAAUUUGCUGGGGAAUGUCAGAGGAUUUAAUAUAUAAUCCAUUCCACACUCGUACAAGGAAAUUGUAUGCUGACAAGAAUUUCAAUUUGUAUGAUCUGGAAUAUAGGGCAUAUGAUGAUUAUGCAUUUAAAAAGUUGGGAAAGUUAAAAAAAUGGUUAAAGAGCUUUUUACCACAAAAACAGUUAAAUGUUAAAAUUGUGCCUAAACGAGAGCCUAUCAGGUUCGCAACUGAGGAAAAGAAAAAUGAUCCAGAGUUCGUGACAAAAUAUUUAAAAACAAAUGGAAGUCAAUUGAAAUAUGUUUCAAAAGAACUAAGGAAUAAUAAGGAAAUUGUAAUGGUAGCAGUUUCCAAUUAUGUAGAUGCAAUUCAAUUUGCCUCAGAUGAAAUCAAGGACGAUGAUAUUUUCAUGAAAGAUAUUUUACAAAUUCAUCCUCUAACAAUUAGAUUUUGUUCUGAAAGAGUGAAAGGCACUCAUGUUACAAAAGAGGCACUCAAAGCCAAACCUUUCAGAAUGAAAGAGUUACCUUCACUUUCUAUUGAAGAGUUCAUUCCAAGAUCUGUUAUUGACGAUAAGGAAUAUGCCUUAAGUAUGAUCGAUAAUACAUGUAGUACUUACCAUUCACUGUCUGACAAUUUGAAGAAUGACCGAGAUAUUUGUUUGAGAGCUGUAAAAAACCGCCUAAGUAUUUCUCAAAUUCCUCCUAUUUAUGCAGAUGACAAAGAGAUUGCACUUACUGCCGUAAGACUUUCUUCCUACGAAUACCUAUCAAUAUCUGAAAGGCUAAAGAGAGAUAGAGAUGUUGCCUUAAUUGCGCUAAAAAAUUCAACACAGAGCAUUGUUCAUAAAGUACCAGAGGAAAUUCGAGGCAAUAGUGGUCUGAUAAUGGAAUCCAUUACUAAAACUAAUGCAAGAGUUCUUUUUGAAAUUGCUUCUGAAGAACUGAAAACAAACGAUAGAGAAUUAAUUCUCAAAUUUCUGGUUAAUCAUUCAUAUAUCUACCAUUCCCUUAAUGAAGCUUUAAAACAGGAUGUUGAGAUAUUUUCAAGUUAUCUAUUGAGCAUGAUUGAAGGCGGGGAGAGAAACUAUUAUAGAUCAUUAGAAUUGUUACCUAAUCAAGUGCUUUACUUAUUUUGUAAUGAUUACACCAAAGCUGUAUUGCUAUUUAGAGCUCAUCCUAUUGCUUUUGAAUUGAUAAAUCGUAACCUUAGGGCAAAUAAGAAUUUCAUAUUGGAAAUAUUGGAAUAUAGACCUAUUGACAUUUCUAAAAUAGAUCAUUCACUACUAUGUGAUGAGGACGUGUUAAUGAAAUUAGCAGACAGAGGUCUAGGAGAAGAAUUGAUGAAUGUUCUUCCAAACCUGCAAAAUGGAUUCAAAAUGAGUGCCAAGAUGAUUGAGCAUCUAGUAGCUACUAAUCCAAUUACCAUAGAUUCUUUGAAACAAACUCCUGAACUAGUUAAGAUUGCCAUUACUCACGGUGCCAAAUGUCGUCGUCCAGUGAUAUCACUAAUUAAGGAAGAAAUGUUGACAUUGGAAUUGGUGGAAUUUGCUUUAAAGAGCAGCUUGUGUCGUUGGCCAGAUGUUCCAUUAUCCUUCCACACCAAAGACAAUAUUUUACAGAUUUUGAAAUCUUAUCCGAAAUUGUAUGGUUUGGGUAUGUUCGGUCUAGGCUGGCGCCAAAGACAAGAUUUGGAUUUUAUCAACCUUUCGAUUCGUGAACCCACCAAUUUUAAAGAAAUACCUCCAAGUUUCCUUACUUCAGAGCUUGUUAUUGAGGCAAUCCAGCAUAAUAAUGCUGCCAAUGUUGAACAGUACAUUUAUCCACAUCUGCCAGUUGUCUUCUAUGAAAAUGAACAAGUUUACAAUUUGCUUAGAGAGAAAAUUUCAUAUUUUAAAUGA
Naegleria gruberi is the source of this 2355-nucleotide messenger RNA. RefSeq lists its product as uncharacterized. NCBI's taxonomy places the organism in Eukaryota, Heterolobosea, Eutetramitea, Acrasida, Naegleriidae. The record is from RefSeq and is a predicted model, not a curated record. Bases 1 to 2355 code for a protein of 784 amino acids. The transcript has a single exon.